Messenger RNA from Loxodonta africana (African savanna elephant), 4014 nucleotides. It is a transcript of the gene MICU3, whose product is annotated as mitochondrial calcium uptake family member 3. The transcript is spliced from 16 exons. Bases 1 to 1644 code for a protein of 547 amino acids. Gene Ontology annotation, molecular function: calcium ion binding. The record is from RefSeq and is a predicted model, not a curated record. Gene Ontology annotation, biological process: mitochondrial calcium ion homeostasis; calcium import into the mitochondrion. Gene Ontology annotation, cellular component: uniplex complex. NCBI's taxonomy places the organism in Eukaryota, Metazoa, Chordata, Mammalia, Proboscidea, Elephantidae.
AUGGCUGCGCUGCGGAGGCUCCUGUGGCCGCCGCCCCGGCUCCCGCCUCCGCUGUCCCCUCAGUGGCCCCUUCCCAGGCCUUGGGGGUGGCCUGCGGGGGUGGCCUCGAGCCCCGCGGGCCGGCCCUUCUCCUGCCGGGAGGAGGACGAGGGCGCCGUGGCGGCGGCGGCGUGGAGGCGGCGGCGGCGCUGGGGCGAGCUGAGCAUCGCGGCGGCGGCCGGCGGGGGGCUAGUGGGCCUCGUGUGCUACCAGCUCUACGGGGACCCCCGGGCCGCACCCCCGCCGGCGCCCGGACGCCCCUCCGACAGCCCGACGGGAGAGCCCGAGGCCGCGCCCCGCGCCCGGGGGCUGCUCCCCAUCCCGGUCGCCGCUGCCAAGGAGACGGUCGCUAUGGGCAAAACAGACACGGAAGACUUAGACCUCUAUGCAACCUCGCGGGAGCGGAGGUUUCGUUUAUUUGCCUCUAUAGAAUGUGACGGACAGUUGUUCAUGACUCCAUAUGAUUUUAUUUUGGCUGUUACAACAGAUGAGCCCAAAUAUGCUAAAACAUGGAAAUCAUUUUCCAAACAGCAGAGGUGGAGGGGUAUACAAGAGAGGGGGCUCGAAGAGGCUUGUAAGGAAUUAAAUCAAAUGCUUUCAGAAACACCGCCUGUUUGGAAAGGAUCAUCAAAGCUAUUUCGAAAUCUUAAAGACAAAGGUGUGAUUUCAUACACAGAAUAUCUUUUUCUUUUAUGCAUUUUAACAAAGCCACACGCAGGUUUUAGAAUAGCUUUCAACAUGUUUGACACUGAUGGCAAUGAGAUGGUGGAUAAAAAGGAAUUUCUGGUGCUUCAAGAGAUAUUCAGGAAAAAAAAUGAGAAGAGAGAAACUAAAGGAGAUGAAGAAAAACGUGCACUGCUGCGUCUUCAACUUUAUGGAUACCAUUCUUCUACUAAUAGUGUACUGAAAACAGAUGGAGAGGAAAUUGUCUCCAGAAGCUACUGGGAUACGCUGAGACGUAACACAAGCCAGGCCCUCUUUUCAGACCUUGCAGAGCGGGCUGAUGACAUCUCGUGUUUAGUAGCAGAUACUACACUUCUUGUACACUUUUUUGGAAGGAAAGGAAAAGCUGAGCUCAACUUUGAAGACUUUUAUAGAUUCAUGGAUAACCUCCAAACAGAAGUCCUAGAAAUAGAAUUCCUUUCCUACUCUAAUGGAAUGAAUACCAUCAGUGAAGAAGAUUUUGCUCACAUUCUUUUGAGAUAUACUAAUGUGGAAAAUACGUCAGUAUUUUUGGAAAAUGUGCGUUACAGCAUACCUGAAGAAAAGGGCAUCACAUUUGAUGAGUUCAGAUCAUUUUUCCAGUUUUUGAAUAACCUAGAAGACUUCGCAAUAGCCUUGAAUAUGUAUAACUUUGCGAGUCGCUCUAUAGGGCAAGAUGAAUUUAAGCGUGCCGUGUAUGUAGCCACCGGCCUCAAAUUUUCACCACAUUUAGUGAACACUGUCUUCAAGAUUUUUGAUGUUGACAAAGAUGAUCAAUUAAGUUACAAAGAAUUUAUUGGAAUUAUGAAAGACAGACUCCAUAGAGGAUUCCGGGGUUAUAAAACAGUUCAGAAGUAUCCUACUUUCAAAUCCUGUCUGAAGAAGGAACUUCACAGCAGAUAAAACAGUAGCUUGCCACCGUUGAGGUGUGGUCUAAAACUGGACGGGAACACACACUUGUCUGACUGGAAUUCUUGCUGGAGUGUCUCGAUUGAAAAUGUUUCUGUGUAAUCUGCAUUUCCUGCUCGAGCAGAUACGAUAUAAUGAAUCCAUGUGGGGUUAUUGUAACCUAGGAUGGUUGCAACCUAAGGAACACUUGUUACUAUUGUUUUUUAAAAUCAUGACUCUGAGCAUGUGCUACAACCAUAAAAAAAAAAAAAUUUAGCAGAUUUUUUGGAGUUAUUACAAGGUGCCUGGCACUAUACUAAGUGUCUGUCCCCAUGUCGUGUCUUAUUUAAUCCUCACAGACAUCCCAGUUAACCACAAAAAAAAAAAAAAACAUUGCCGUUGAGUCGAUUCCGACUCAUAGUGACCAUAUAAGGCAGAGUAGAACUGCCCCAUACAGUUUCCAAGGAGCACCUGGUGGAUUUGGACUGCCAACCUUUUGGAUAGCAGCCAUAGCACUUAACCACUGCACCGCUAGUGUUUCCUCCCAAUUAACAGCAGAGAGAAAUCAGGGCUUAGAGAGUAAGUAACUUGCCUGAGGUCACAGGGCUAGUAAGUGGCAGACCAGGCUUUGAACCUCGUCCUGUCUGAUGGAAAAGCCUGUGCUAUUUAUUAUUUACUACACUAUCACCAAACCAAAACACCCAAACCCAUUGCUGUCGAGUCGAUUCCAGCUCAUAGCGACCCUGCAGAACAGAGUAGAACUGCCCGCAUGGGUUUCCAAGGAGCAGCUGGUGGAUUCAAACUGCCAACCUUUGGGUUAGCAGCCCUGAGCUCUAAACCACUGCACUACCAGGGGUCCACACUGUUACAAUAGAUUGCAACAGUUGAGAAAAAUACAUGAGGUUUGUUAGAUUUAUAUUGACCCAAAUAAAUAUCUCAAACUUGUUGCUAAUCUUGAAAAUGAGGGGUUUGCUUUUCAUUUUUUCCUUUAUAAGUUGACUGUAGCUGGAUAAUUUUGGUCAGUUAUGAGUGCUAAUUAGUUGGGUUUCUACUAUAAGAGUUUGUUGUUUAUUUAUAAAUCCUUUAAAAAUAUCCACGUAUGUAUUUUUUGCUGUAUUUCUCAAGCUGGAAACAUUAUAUAUUGUCUAUCUAUAGAAGUGUUUGGGGUCCCUGGGUGGUAUACACAGUUAAUGCGCUCAGCUGCUGACCAAAAGAUUGGCAGUUCCAGUCUCCUCAGGGGCACCUCGGAAGAGAAGAGCCUACUUCAGAAAAAUCAGCCGUUGACAACCCUGUGGAGCACAGUUCUAUGGGGUCACCGUAACUUGGAAUCAACUCCAUGGCAAGUGUUCCCAAAGUAAUUCAAUAGGAUAUUAAUGCGCAUUACUCUAAAAAAAAACAAAAAAGUGUUGCUUAGUCAAAUAAUUUUGAGAAAUAUCAUAAUAAAGCACAGUUAAAUAGAUUCCUUCCCACAUAGAACUUAUGGGUCUUUUAUAUGUCUCUCUACAAGGAGACCGCGGUACCCAGCAUUCUGCCAAGUAGCUCUGAGGCUCGGUGUUUUAGGAACCCACUUUGGGAAAUGCUGAUCUAAAACGUUUAGAGGCAAGCAGGCUCAUUUACUUAUCUAUGGUGGUAACUGUUGUCAUGGAGCUAAGAAGAGAAGUUAGGUCUUUGUACUCUCCGGCACUGGUAGUUCAGUGGUAGAAUUCUCGCCUUCCGUGCAGGAGACCCCGGUUUGACUCCCAGCCGGUGCACCUCACGUGCGGCCACCACCCAUCUGUCAGUGGGGCCUUGCAUGUAGCUAUGAUGCUGAACACGUUUCAGCAGAGCUUCUAGAUUAAGGUGGAGCAGGAAGAAAGCCUGGUGAUCUCCUUCCAACAAUCAGCCAGCAAGCACCCUAUGGAUCACAACCAUCCAGUCUGCAGUCAGUCAUGGUGAUGGCGUGGGACCCGUGCUGCAUUUCAUUCAGUUACGUGUGGGUUCGCCAUGAGUUGGGGGUGACUUGACAGCACCUAACCACAAUAACAUACUGUCCUGUGAGAACUUAAAAUGAGAAAUAAAUUAGGGCGCCAUUUACGUGUCCAUGGAGUGUUCCCAACCAAGUAGUAACAGGGCCACACUGAGUUGACUGCCUCCGUGCAGCAGGGCAUAGAACCGUCGACAGAAAUAACUCCAUUUGUUCUAGACUGAGGAUCAGACAAGUUCCUGAGCAAGACGUUGAACUUGCGAUUAGAGGAAAUGUUUUACUGUUAAGUGUUUUAUUUCUUAGAUUGUUUAUUGUGUGCCUUACUGUUUCAUAUUAUUAUCACAAUAAUUUUUUAAUUUAUGUCUUCAACUCUGAAUAACAUCUUAAAUAAACGUUGCUUUUGUAUUAUUGUUUUCCUUAUU